This is a messenger RNA of Camelus dromedarius (Arabian camel), 687 nucleotides long. Its product is annotated as antibacterial peptide PMAP-23-like. Gene Ontology annotation, biological process: defense response to Gram-positive bacterium; antimicrobial humoral immune response mediated by antimicrobial peptide; innate immune response. The record is from RefSeq and is a predicted model, not a curated record. Gene Ontology annotation, cellular component: extracellular region. Bases 139 to 594 code for a protein of 151 amino acids. NCBI's taxonomy places the organism in Eukaryota, Metazoa, Chordata, Mammalia, Artiodactyla, Camelidae. Gene Ontology annotation, molecular function: lipopolysaccharide binding. The transcript is spliced from 4 exons.
GAGGCAAGUCCAGCUCACACCCUGGCCGGGGGCAGGGAUGGGGCAGGUGGGGAAGGCUCCUGCUUGAGCAAUUGCAUCAGGCCCAGGCUGAGCAUAAAGGAGGGUCCUGUGGGCUGGGAGGAGGCAGACUCGGGGACCAUGGAGACCCAGAGGGCCAGCCUCUCCCUGGGCCGCUGGCCACUGUGGCUACUGCUGCUGGGACUAGCGGUGCCUUGGGCCAGCGCCCAGGCCCUGAGCUAUAGGGAGGCGGUGCUUCGAGCUGUGGAUCGCCUCAAUGAGCAGUCCUCAGACCCCAAUCUCUACCGCCUCCUGGAGCUGGACCUGCCGCCCAAGGCUGACGAGGACCCAGACGCCCCGAAGCCUGUGAGCUUCACGGUGAAGGAGACCGUGUGUCCCAAGAGGACACAGCUGCCACCGGAGCAGUGUGACUUCAAGGAGAAAGGGGUGGUGAAACAGUGUUUGGGGACAGUCAACCUGUACCAGCUCAGAGACAACUUUGAUAUAACAUGUAAUGAGCUCCAGAGUGUCAAGAUCAUUAACCUUCCAUGGAGACCACCACCGCGGAAGAGACCUAUUAGAGUGAUUUAUGUAUAGUUCAGAGAUUGGGCUGAUUAUCAGCAUAUCAAGGAUUUUUCUUUAAUCUUGAGGUAGCUAAGAUUCCUAAAGAUCAGCUUGUUUCCUCUCAGG